Messenger RNA from Raphanus sativus (radish), 553 nucleotides. RefSeq names its product cytochrome c oxidase subunit 6b-3. Bases 147 to 383 code for a protein of 78 amino acids. Gene Ontology annotation, cellular component: mitochondrion; respiratory chain complex IV. NCBI's taxonomy places the organism in Eukaryota, Viridiplantae, Streptophyta, Magnoliopsida, Brassicales, Brassicaceae. The record is from RefSeq and is a predicted model, not a curated record. The transcript has 4 exons.
GGUCUCAUUGGCUUUUCUUAGUCGUCGUCACAGAAAAGAACGUUGGCGAUCUGCAAAACUUCAUUUUCAAUAGACUGCGUAUCCACCUUCUCCUUCUCCCUCUCCUACCCAACCAAACCUUCUCAUCGUUCGUCUUCGAAUCAGCCAUGGAGGAUGAGAUUGAACUGAAAACUGCUCCUGCCGAUUUCCGGUUCCCUACAACGAACCAGACAAGGCAUUGCUUCACCCGUUACAUUGAGUUCCACAGGUGCACAACUGCAAAGGGUGAGGACUCCAGUGACUGCGAGAGAUUCGCCAAAUACUACCGCGCUCUCUGCCCUGGAGAAUGGGUUGACAAGUGGAAUGAGCAGAGGGAGACUGGAACUUUCCCUGGUCCUCUCUGAUCCGAGCAAGAAGCUCUCUUUUAUCAUGUUUUGUUUGAGGCCAAAAAGUCGUCUGGAUGAUCAUUUUACUCCAACUCUUUCUUUUUUGUUAAUCUUUUUCUUUGUUUGAUCAAAUAAAAUAAACCGCAAGGCAUUCGUUUGGAUUAUAAUGAUUUGAGCGUGGACCUAAA